UGUCCAGUCUAGUUUUACCCUUUUAUGUUGACUGCACUCUUACGUUAAAGUCCGUGUUUUGAGUCCACUCACUGUUUAAACAUUAUCGUCCUGACAGACCGCUCUGCCGACGCUAACGUUAUUAGCUUUAACCUUAACGUUAGCCAGUAACGUUAAAGCGAGCAAAGCCUGACCUGCACUGUAACAUAACAUGUAACAUAACAGUGUCAUUGUACUAUUAUUCCACACUAUCACGUGCUCGCCAUGGGACUCUCCAGCUUGGAAAAGAUCAUUGCACUGCAGAGAAACCCUGCCAACAUCAGAAACCUGUGUAUUCUGGCACAUGUUGACCACGGCAAAACUACUCUGGCUGACUGCUUAGUGGCAAGUAAUGGUAUCAUAUCAAGUCGACUGGCUGGGAAGCUGAGGUAUCUGGACAGCAGGGAGGAUGAACAGAUCAGAGGAAUCACCAUGAAGUCCAGUGCCAUCUCUCUGCAUUACAGAAUUGGAGAUCACGAGUACUUACUAAAUCUGAUCGACUCUCCUGGUCACGUCGACUUCUCCUCGGAAGUUUCCACUGCUGUCAGGCUGUGUGAUGGUGCCAUUGUAAUAGUUGAUGCUGUGGAGGGAGUGUGUCCACAGACCCAGGCUGUGCUGCGUCAGGCGUGGCUGGAGAACAUCAGGCCUGUUCUGGUCAUCAAUAAGAUAGACCGACUCAUCAUGGAGCUGAAACUCACCUCUCAGGAAGCUUACACACACCUGCAGAAGAUCCUGGAACAGGUGAACGCAGUGACAGGGAGUUUGUUCACAUCCAAAGUGCUGGAAGAGCGAGCAGAGAAAGAGAAGGAGGAGGAUAAAGAAAGCGAGACGCUGAGCGGAGAUCAGGUGUUUGACUGGAGUACCGGACUGGAGGAAGCUGACGACUCCCAACUCUACUUUUCUCCUGACCAAGGAAAUGUAGUCUUUGCCAGUGCCAUAGAUGGAUGGGGCUUCAGCAUCCAGCAGUUUGCCCACAUCUACAGCCAGAGAAUGGGUAUUAAGGCUGAGGUGCUGCUCAAAACCCUGUGGGGAGACUUCUACCUCAAUGCAAAAGCAAAGAAGAUCAUGAGGGGAGCUCAGGCCAAAGGAAAGAAGCAGCUGUUUGUGCAGCUUGUGCUGGAUAACAUCUGGAGUUUAUAUGAUGCAGUAGUCACUAGGAGAGACAAGGAGAAGGUGGAGAAGGUGGUGACAUCACUUGGAGUGAAGGUGAUGGCCAGGGAUUCUCGUCACUCCGACCCCAAAGUCCUCCUUUCUGCCAUCUGCAGCCAGUGGCUCCCCGUGUCCCAGGCUGUCCUCUCGAUGGUGUGUGAGAAGCUUCCCAGCCCGUUAGACAUGGCGGCAGAGAGGGUGGAAAAACUGAUGACUGUCGGAGCGCGACGAUUUGACUCAUUGCCAGAGCAGACGCAGGAUCUUAAACAAGCGUUCCUCCGGUGUUCGAGCGGGGAAAAUGCUCCGGUCAUUGUCUAUGUGUCCAAGAUGUUUACUGUGGAUACCAAGGCCUUGCCUCAGAACAGACAGAGGCCGUUGACCCAGGAGGAGAUUGCCAAGCGCAGGGAACUGGCCAGACAGAGACACGCUGACAGGAUGGCAGCUGAUCAAGCAACCGCAGAGAGUAACAAUAACCUCGGCCACUCAGGGAGUAUGUCACAGGAAGGCCAACCUACAGGACUCGAAACAGCUAAGAUGGAGAAACUGACAUUGAAAGACUGGAAGCCAGAGGAGGAAGAGGAGCAGACGAACUUCAUAGCAUUUGCGCGAGUCUACAGCGGGGUGGUCAAGAAAGGACAGAGAGUAUUUGUACUGGGACCAAAGUAUGACCCUGCCCAGGGCCUGAGUAUGUUGCCAGAGGGUUGCAGUGCUUCAGACUGUGUGCCCGAGGUGUCUCAUCUGUCCUGUUGUUCCAUGGAAAGACUCUACCUUCUGAUGGGCAAGGAACUAGAGGAGCUGGAGGAAGUGCCUGCAGGAAAUGUCUUGGGUAUCGGAGGUCUUGAGGAGUAUAUCUUGAAGUCUGCCACCUUGUCAACUUCACCCGCCUGCCCGCCCUUCAUCCCGCUCAAUUUUGAGGCCACGCCCAUCGUACGGGUUGCUAUAGAACCCAAACAUCCAAGUGAGAUGCCAAAGUUGGUGCAUGGGAUGCGUUUGUUGAACCAGGCAGAUCCCUGUGCUGAGGUUCUGAUCCAGGAAACAGGAGAACAUGUUCUGGUCACUGCUGGUGAGGUUCACCUCCAACGCUGCCUGGACGACCUCCGAGAGCGGUUUGCUAAAAUUGAGAUCAGUGUGUCCAAGCCCAUCAUUCCAUUCAGAGAGACAGUGGUGCGUCCUCCAAAAGUGGACAUGGUGAACGAAGAGCUGGGCAGGCAGCAGAAAGUAGCCAUCAUUCACCAGGUGAAAGACGAAGCCUCUCAGGGUCGUUCUUCUGACACCCUACACGUGGACCACAGUAAUCUGGUAACCAUUACCACUCCCAACAGACUGGCCACUGUCAGCGUCCGGGCGAUCCCCCUGCCACAAGAGGUAACCCAUCUGUUGGAGUGUAGCACAGAACUGAUUCGGACUCUAGAGCAGAUAAACAUGCACCUGAGGGAGGGGAAGAGUCUGGACGUUAUCCCCAGGACCCUGGAGGACAUCGCUGGAUUCAAGGCCCAGUUGGAGAGCCUUCUGCAGGGGAGGAAGUGGAAUAACGCUGUGGAGCGUAUCUGGGCCUUUGGGCCUCGCAGAUAUGGCCCCAACAUUCUGCUGAACAGUGUUGAGGGCUACCAGCGGCCCUCGGUGUGGCAGUGUCUGGUCAGGCGAGACAAAUCGGGAGAGUCUGGAGCUCAGGCCACUGUUAUACGAGACUUUGAUAACAGCAUCGUCAGCGGCUUCCAGCUAGCAACUCUGUCAGGGCCCAUGUGUGAGGAGCCCCUGAUGGGAGUUUGCUUCUCUGUGGAGAGGUGGGACAUUCAGUAUUCAGCCUUGCCACAACGUCAGGACUCAUUGGAGGACGACACCAUAUCCCAUGAGGCUUUAGCAAACAGCAAAGUGGAACAAAGCAGUGAGACAUCUGCACAGGCGGACGGCACGGCAGCAGGGCCGGGCCAAGCCAAGCGCAGGCCAGAGGCCGCCGUCUCCGGCCUGCUGAUCGCUGCCAUGAAGGAGGCCUGCCGUCAUGCCUUCCAGGCUCAGCCCCAGAGACUCAUGGCUGCCAUGUAUACCUGCGAGAUUAUGGCCACCGCUGAAGUGCUGGGCCGAGUAUAUGGUGUACUGGCAAAGCGAGAGGGUCGCGUCCUCCAUGAAGACAUGAAAGAAGGGACAGACAUGUUCAUCAUCAAGGCUGUUCUGCCUGUGGCUGAGAGCUUCGGAUUUUCCGAUGAGAUUCGCAAGAGGACCAGCGGAUUGGCCAGUCCACAGCUGGUCUUCAGCCAUUGGGAGGUCAUCAGCAGUGAUCCAUACUGGGUUCCCACUACUGAGGAAGAAUACCUGCACUUCGGGGAGAAAGCCGACUCUGCCAACCAGGCCCUCAAAUACAUGAACGCUGUCCGCCGCCGCAAAGGCCUUUACGUGGACGAGAAGAUAGUAGAGCAUGCAGAAAAGCAGAGAACACUCGGUAAGAAUAAGUAGAGAAGAAAACCAAGAAAGAAGAAAUCUAUCCAGCCAGGACUGCAGACACAUACUGUACACCAUGGACUGUGCUCUUCCAUCACUGACAUCCAUGACUGUUUGCAGAGGGACAGAUGUCGUGACCCAAAUGCAGGAGUCAUUCUGUUUUCAAAGAUAUCUUCAUCACAGCAGCAGUGGAACUGCAGUUACAAACAGCAAACUGCAGUUACAGUCUGGCUGUUCAUUCGAAAGUCCGUAAUGACUUCUUGCAUAUUUUCUUGUGCAACAGAAUACAUUUUACAAUACACAUAUUUAGGAUUAAUUGGGGAUGAUACAUUCAUAUAGGGAAUAAAGUAUGUAUCACAAAG
Molecule: messenger RNA, 3965 nt
Organism: Micropterus dolomieu (smallmouth bass)
Lineage: Eukaryota; Metazoa; Chordata; Actinopteri; Centrarchiformes; Centrarchidae
Gene: efl1
Product: elongation factor like GTPase 1
Exons: 23
Coding region: 244-3618 (1124 amino acids)
Biological process (GO): cytosolic ribosome assembly
Cellular component (GO): ribonucleoprotein complex; cytosol
Molecular function (GO): GTPase activity; GTP binding; ribosome binding
Source: RefSeq, a predicted model, not a curated record